Mastomys coucha (southern multimammate mouse) is the source of this 1034-nucleotide messenger RNA. RefSeq names its product non-structural maintenance of chromosomes element 3 homolog. Gene Ontology annotation, biological process: negative regulation of transcription by RNA polymerase II. Gene Ontology annotation, cellular component: nucleus. The coding region runs from base 74 to 934 and encodes 286 amino acids. The transcript has a single exon. Lineage: Eukaryota; Metazoa; Chordata; Mammalia; Rodentia; Muridae. The record is from RefSeq and is a predicted model, not a curated record.
GCGGGCGCCCCGUGCAGAUGACCCCUAGUUGUCCGGUGUGGCCGGUUACAGGAGCGUCUCUCCGCCUAGUCACAUGCUGCAAAAAACGAGGAGUAGGAGCCACCCUGGUGCCCAGCUAUGGAGUGGCAACAAUUGCUGCCCGGGUGUCUCUGGGGAGAUCCCGAGAGCCUCUGGACACCAUGAUGCCUCUCAGGAUACCCCAGGCACCCCGUCGUCAAACUUUCAUCAGGCCCAGGCCACCUCGGGCCCGCAGCUCCGGACCCAGAAGCAGCUGGAGCUUAAGGUGGCAGAGCUGGUGCAGUUCUUGCUGAUUAAGGACCAGAGGAAGAUUCCCAUCAAGCGGUCAGGCAUCAUGAAGCACGUCAUCCAAGACUACAAGGACAUCUUCCCAGAUCUACUUAAGCUGGCUGCAGAACGACUCCACUACAUGUUCGGGUACAAGCUUGUGGAACUCGAACCCAAGAGCAACGCCUACAUCCUCAUCAAUGCCCUGGAGCCAGAGGACGGGGAUCGUGAAUUGAGAGGCUACCAGGGAACGCCCACCACCGGCCUCCUGAUGAUCAUUUUAGGGCUCAUCUUUAUGAAUGGCCACAGCAUCCCAGAAAACGAUGUCUGGGACUUUCUACGUCGUUUGGGGGUAUACCCCACCAAAAAGCAUUCAGUUUUCGGGGAUCCCAAGAAACUCAUUACUGAAGACUUCGUGAGACAGCGUUACCUGGAGUCCCGUCGGAUACCCCACACAGAUCCUGCAGACUGUGAGCUCCGGUGGGGUCCACGAGCAAAUCUGGAAACCAGCAAGAUGAAAGUUCUUAAGUUUGUAGCCAAAAUCCACAAUCAAGAUCCCAAGAACUGGCCCACUCAAUACUGUGACGCUUUGGCAGAUGAGCAGCGCAGGGUCAGACCUGAGCCAAGUGGUGCAGCCCCAUCCUCCUGAAGUAAAUGUCCGAGAUUCUCAAGCAUAAGCUAGAAAAAUAGGGAACAUGGGGGCCAAAGGAGCAUAUUUCCACAACAAUUAAAACGUAUUACCUUUAAGA